Molecule: messenger RNA, 4366 nt
Organism: Pseudoliparis swirei
Lineage: Eukaryota; Metazoa; Chordata; Actinopteri; Perciformes; Liparidae
Gene: grm6b
Product: glutamate receptor, metabotropic 6b
Exons: 11
Coding region: 478-3168 (896 amino acids)
Biological process (GO): regulation of synaptic transmission, glutamatergic; G protein-coupled glutamate receptor signaling pathway
Cellular component (GO): membrane
Molecular function (GO): adenylate cyclase inhibiting G protein-coupled glutamate receptor activity
Source: RefSeq, a predicted model, not a curated record
ACAGAGAGAGAGAGAGCGAGAGAGAGAGAGAGCUUUUAAGGGAUUUGCCAGUGAUUUGUAGGAUCUCACUGGCGUAAUGUUGCUCUUUUCCUCCACUUUCCUCUGAUUCUGCCAUGCUCCUGCAGCCGGGAGCCUCAGAGGUCCCUGUCUUCAUUUAGCCCUUCAUGAACCUCCACCACUACUCCCACUACACUUCUUUUUCUCCCUCCGACCAUCGUUUUUCAGUGCGUUCCUGCUUAUUCCAUGAGAGUGCACGGCGUGCGUCUGAGAUGAUAAAGAGGAUUUACCUUGUUCGGUGAGGAGAGGUAGAGCCGUGCCUCGAGGUCUUUAAUCCCAUAUCGGACCGUCGGAUGGAGGAGGCCCCGCUUGGAGGAGCUCAAGUGAUGGAUCGGAACCAGACUGGUCAAUGAGCGAUGGGCAGGUGUCAAAGGUAGAGGGAGUGGCCUGGUGCUGUCAGUACCUCUGCUGGUCCUCAUCAUGACAACACAGGCCCGCUCGUCCCGCUCUUCCUGCCGCCGCUCGCUCGCUCCACCUUUCAGAUACCAGACAUGGCUUCGGCUGACGUGGGCGCUGCUGGUGGGCGCUGCGCCGGGCUCGUGGGCCCAGCCGCCGGGCACCCAGCCUCAGUCCAUCAAAAUCGAGGGUGACCUCACCUUAGGCGGGCUGUUCCCCGUGCACUCUCGGGGCCCCGCCGGCGUGCCGUGCGGCGAGAUCAAGAGGGAGAAGGGGGUCCAUCGAUUGGAGGCCUUGCUGUACGCCUUGGACCAGAUCAACAGCGACCCGGACCUGCUGCCCAACAUCACUCUGGGGGCCCGGAUCCUGGACACCUGCUCCAGGGACACGUAUGCCCUGGAGCAGUCGCUCACCUUCGUCCAGGCCCUCAUCCAGAAGGACACCUCGGAUGUGCGCUGCUCCAACGGAGAGCCUCCCAUCCUCCCCAAACUGGAGAGGGUGGUGGGCGUGAUCGGGGCCUCCGGCAGCUCGGUGUCCAUCAUGGUGGCCAAUGUGCUCAGGUUGUUUUCGAUCCCUCAGAUCAGCUACGCCUCCACGGCCCCGGAGCUGAGCGACAAGACCCGCUACGAGUUCUUCUCCCGCGUGGUGCCUCCCGACUCCUACCAGGCCCAGGCCAUGGUGGACAUCGUCAAAGCCAUGGGCUGGAACUACGUCUCCACGCUGGCCUCCGAGGGCAACUACGGAGAGAGCGGCGUGGACGCCUUCCUCCAGAUAUCCAGAGAAGCAGGUGGGCUGUGUAUUGCCCAAUCCAUAAAGAUUCCCAGGGAGCCGAAGCCAGGGGAGUUUGAGAAGAUCAUCAAGAGACUGAUGGAGACCUCCAGCGCUCGGGGGGUCAUCAUCUUCGCCAACGAGGACGACAUCAAACGGGUGUUGCAGACCGCCAAAACGGCCAACCUCACGGGCCACUUCCUGUUCGUCGGCUCCGACAGUUGGGGGGCCAAAAACUCCCCCAUUCAAGACCAGGAGGAUGUGGCUGAGGGCGCGGUCACCAUCCUGCCCAAAAGAGCCUCUAUUGAUGGGUUCGACCAGUACUUCACUUCGAGAUCUCUGGAAAACAACAGGAGGAACAUCUGGUUCGCAGAAUUCUGGGAGGACGACUUCAAGUGCAAACUAACCCGCCCGGGCAUAAAGUACAAACUCGGUAGAAGAAAAUGUACAGGCGAGGAAAGAAUCAGUCACCACUCUCAGUACGAACAGGAGGGCAAGGUGCAGUUUGUGAUCGACGCCGUGUACGCCAUGGCCCACGCGCUGCACAGCAUGCACCUGGACCUGUGCCCGGGCUACAUGGGGGUCUGCGAGAAGAUGGACCCCGUGGAAGGAGAGACGCUGCUCCACUACAUUCGCUCGGUCAGCUUCAACGGCAGCGCAGGAACGGGAGUGAUGUUCAAUGAGAACGGAGACGCGCCGGGGCGCUACGACAUCUUCCAGUACCAACUGUCCAAUGUCAGCAACCCCGGCUACAAGGUCAUCGGCCAAUGGACAAACCACCUUCGCCUCAAUCUGGAGGAGAUGCAGUGGUCGGGCGGCGACCGCAAGGUCCCGGCGUCGGUGUGCAGCUUCCCUUGCGAGUCCGGAGAGAGGAAGAAGAUGGUGAAGGGCGUUCCCUGCUGCUGGCACUGCGAGCUCUGCGACGGCUACCAGUACCUGCUGGACGAGUCCUCCUGCGACGUGUGCCCCUUCGACAUGAGGCCCCUGAAGAACCGCACGGGCUGCCGGAGCACGCCCAUCGUCAAGCUGGAGUGGAGCUCUCCCUGGGCCGUCAUCCCCGUGUUCCUGGCCAUCCUGGGCUGCCUGGCCACCGGCGGCUGCAUCGUCACCUUCGUCCGCUUCAACGACACGCCCAUCGUCCGGGCCUCCGGCCGCGAGCUCAGCUACGUGCUGCUGACGGGCAUCUUCCUCAUCUACCUCAUCACCUUCCUCAUGAUCGCCGAGCCCAGCGUGCCCGUGUGCGCCUUCCGCAGGCUGCUGCUGGGGCUCGGCAUGUGCAUCAGCUACUCCGCCAUGCUCACCAAGACCAACCGCAUCUACCGCAUCUUCGAGCAGGGCAAGGUCGCGGUCACGCCCCCCAAGUUCAUCAGUCCCACCUCGCAGCUGAUUAUCACCUUUAUGCUCAUCUCGAUGCAGUUGCUCGGGGUGUUCAUCUGGUUUGGCGUGAUGCCGCCCCACACCAUCAUCGACUACGAGGAGCAGAAGCCCCCGGACCCGGAGUUCGCCCGCGGGGUCCUCAAGUGCGACAUGUCCGACCUGUCGCUCAUCCUCUGCCUGAGCUACAGUUUCGUGCUGAUGAUCACGUGCACGGUGUACGCCAUCAAGAGCAGAGGAGUCCCCGAGACCUUCAACGAGGCCAAACCCAUCGGCUUCACCAUGUACACCACCUGCAUCAUCUGGCUGGCCUUCGUACCCAUCUUCUUUGGCACGGCGCAGUCGACGGAGAAGAUGUUCAUCCAGACCACCACCCUCACGGUGUCCAUGAGCCUGAGCGCCACCGUGUCCCUGGGCAUGCUCUACGUCCCCAAGGUCUACGUCAUCAUCUGCCACCCGGAGCAGAACGUCCAGAAGAGGAAGGUGCAGGCCGCCACCGUGACCGCGCAGCUGUCCCAGAAUUCCAACAACAAACAGAACGGGGCCAAGAUCGUACCGGACAGAUUACAGUGAAAACCAACUGGAGCGGGAUCCAUCGAUGUUAGUUCUGGCUGAAUUGCCUCCCCCCCCCCCCCCCACACACCCCCCCACACACCCACCCAACCACCACCAACUUUCCCCGGAUAGAAAGACCAGCAAAGACAUUCUUGGAUGUUGUGUCUUUUCACACUUAUUUAGGAAACUCAGAUGUAUUCUUUUAUUUCUUUUAUUGACCGGAGAUCUGGCUCUGUAGCUCACUUCAAACGACAACUGGAAGGACCUUCACAUGCCCACGUAUACACACCUCAGCUUCCAGGUUAUGGUUAAAUGGCGACCUUUGCCCUACAGAAAGAUGUACAUUGAUGUGGAAUCUCUUGGGAGGGAUCAGGGCAAAUGAAGGGUGGUCUGCUGGCUCUAAAACCUCUGCAUGGAUUGUGUUUGUUUUUUAUGUGUCAAUUGAAAUAUUGUUUGUAUGGGGCUGUCGUGACUAUUUCUGCUUGAUUGCACCGGAAGGAACCGGCUUUCUAAAAUGCACCACGUCCUGUUACUAUUUCUGAUAGAGCCCCCUGGAGAGGAAACACUUUACUUUAAGCACUCCCAGGAGUCAUACAAUUUCCAAAUCGCUAAAGCAACAAGUUUGAUUUAAAUUAGUGUAAUGAAUGCAGUUAUAAAAAAGGUAAACUGACGGUUUUCAUCGUGCAAACCGGAUACAAGUGGUUAUGAACAGGAGAUGUGUGUUCUACGUGGUACUUCUGCUUCUCUAGUGAUAAACAACAUUUGGCACUUCCCCAUAUUGUUUGUCGAAAUUGCACGCAAUCUCGUUCAUGCGUGGGAACCUUCGGGAAGCUUCCCGUUGUGUUGCGUUUCAUUUUGUGCCACUUGAGGCGCUACAAGUUCUCUCUUCUGCGACAUCAUUAACAGCGGCCACUUAACUGCCAGGAUAUGAUUUGCAACGCACUUUUUGUUACUUGAUCUCAGUGUACAACUCAGGUUUUACUGACGUUUUUGUUUGUUUUGAAUAACGUUUUCCUCAAAGAUUUCUUCCCGUUCUGGUGCAGCUUUUCUUUUCCAGCCUCUCUCCCAGUGCAGGGCUGAGGAUCAUGUGGGGGAGACAGUGUGUGUACUGCCCUCUGCAGGAGAGCACGCCUCGGUGAAAUGUUUGUGGCUGGAAGCAGUCGAGAGGGAAUUGCUUGUAGACCCCACACAAUCCUUAAUAAAAAAAAUUAUUGUU